Canariomyces notabilis is the source of this 753-nucleotide messenger RNA. RefSeq lists its product as uncharacterized. The record is from RefSeq and is a predicted model, not a curated record. The transcript is spliced from 2 exons. The annotation marks the transcript as partial. Lineage: Eukaryota; Fungi; Ascomycota; Sordariomycetes; Sordariales; Chaetomiaceae.
UGUGAUGGCCAUCUCCCAGGCUGUCGAAACUGCGCAAAGUCCCGCCGCGUAUGCACCGGUUACCAGCGCAAGCAUGCCUUCAUCCUGUCCAAGGACAUGGUGGCCGCUGGGCCUGGCGACGAAUCUGCCUUGCCGCCCGACCAAUCGUCCCAGCUUCUCCUGCCAGACGAAUCUGACUCGGGCCAUGUUAUGGUCUCACGGCCCCGACUCCCGCUCGAGAUCUCGGUCCACAGCGUCUUCCGCGACCGUAUCUUUGCCCUAUUUGCCGAGUACAACCUAUCCGCCGCCGAUGCCGCGCCCGUGUCUGCUAGCGAUGCCGUGCGGCAGUCCUUUGGCGAGCGUGGCGGCGACUGGCUGGUGCGCAUUAUGAGCCUGCCCGAGCUGACACCGAGCCUCGAGGACUCGCUACUGGCCGCCUGCACAGCGCGUCUGGGUCGCCAAACGAACCACUCUGCCCUUGUUCGUGAGAGCCAGCGGUUGUACGCCAAGGGCCUGUCAGCCAUGCGCCGCGACGUCUGCCGUGGCUCGACGCGGGCCAACGAGCAGAACCUCGCUGCUUGCCUAGCCUUGAUGCUGUACGAGAUCUCAGAGUGCCCUGGUGAUUCCCCCGACGGAUACAUGGUGCACUACCAAGGCGCGAUGGAGCUAAUGCGUAUCCGGGGCCCAGCCGCCCAUCAAUCCGGACUCGCCCACAGCGUCUUCCAACUCUUGCGGCUGCACAGUGUAAGUCAGACGGUCAAGUCCCGUUCUUGA